AUGUUUCACACUCCUCCAAUCAACGAUCCAAAUUUUGAUGGAGGUCAAACUAUCAGGGAAUCUUACCAGAGCCAAGUUGAUGGGUCUUCCCCUGAGCUAUCUAUUUCUUCCAGCAAUGGUGCCGGAUCACUUACAAAGGAAGAAAUAGCGCUGGAAUUGGACCAGAUAGUGGAAGUACCACUUGAGCUGGCUCGUUUGGAAGACAAUUUUGUGGAUGGCUUGAAACAACCGAAAUAUUUGAAGCCAUUGAGUGUGAUGCAAUUAUCAGGCCUUUUUCAGAGUUUCUACACAAAAUUCGAUAAAGCUGCGUUCCAAUAUCUGACCAGGGCGCCAGAGGCACUCAGUAAUAAUGGAUUUCUAAGUGCGCGAGAGACUUUGAGCAGCGGCAUCAGUGGGAUUUUCAAUCGCAGCAGAAGCAGUAGCGACACAGCACGCAAAAGAUCGUCUUCACUUUUUAGCACGGACUCCACAGGUGGAGUUCAACCGUUAUUAACACCAGAGGAGAUCAAUAAGCAUCUUCGCACUACCGAGCUGAAUAAUCGAAAGGUCGAAAAAUUACUGGAGUUAUGCGAACAUGAUGUCUUCCAAAAAAUACUGGAAAUGGGGACCUCAGUGCCCAGCACCAGCUCUUUGAAACCGGACAAGCCAUUGCGUAAUUUGAAAGCUACAAAUCUGUUCAAAAACAGUCCCGAGUUCAUGGAAUUUGAUAGAAUGAUGUGGGAAAAGAUGUUGCUGUUAUCGAAUAUGGCUAAAUGUGGAAAACUGAAUCUAAUGGAGUUUUUAUCGGUACCAAAGGGACCACUAGACGAGGACAAGCUGGCAGAACACUUGGAUAGGAUGGUUUACGGUCCAUUAGCGCCUUACGAAAAGCUACUAAACGUUAUAGAGCUGCAUGACGAAAUGUCAAGUUCUCUGAAUCAUAUGAGUAACGACGAUUUUCUUUCGACGCUAAUAUAUUUGCUCAUCCAGUUUCCAGUCAAGCAUAUGUUCAUUAACUUGCAAUUCAUCAAACUAUUUCGUUACAAUAAGAAAUUAGUGGAAAAGGAUUUGUAUGCGCUUACCAAUUUGGACGCGGCAUUGACUUUCUUGCAGAGUCUAACAAUCUCGUCACUCCCCUCCGAAACCCAGUGCCAAUUGAAUGAAGCAGAGGAGGCUUGUUUACAGGUUCCCAUUUGUGAAAAAGUCAUCUUACCCGAGACGCAAUCCGCGGCUGUGAGCGUAACUCCAAAUUACUCUACUCUUCCCCGGUCAAACUCAUACAAAGAAUUUGAGGGCAUCAGAACAGCCUUUGACUCAUCACUGCGCAACAUCUUUGGCAAAAUCCGGUCUUACACACCUCCCUCAGGUCCUUCGGUAUCAACCAUCACGCCCGAUAAGACAUCGAAUGGAAUCUCAAAUCGCUCAGCACUAUCGAUAGAUGAUUCGGUUAAAAAACCCUUCUCAGCUCCAGACUCAUGGCGACAACUGGGAAAUCGAAAUUUCGAAGACCUGAAAAUGGGUGAACUCAAAGAAAUUUUCGAAAACUAUAAAAAGCUUUUGGAUGCAUUAGAUAGCUAG
This is a messenger RNA of Lachancea sp. 'fantastica', 1557 nucleotides long. The record is from the annotation of a GenBank genome assembly. NCBI's taxonomy places the organism in Eukaryota, Fungi, Ascomycota, Saccharomycetes, Saccharomycetales, Saccharomycetaceae.